CAAAAAAUAGAAAAAAUAAACCAAAAGGGUAAAAGAAAACAGAGGAAGCGAUUUCCCGUUGCCGUUGGAUUACUCUCUUCUCUCCUUUUUCGCUCUGUUUAAAACAGAGCAACCCUUCAUCGGAACUUUAUAGAGACGACCACCAUGGGUAUAGCCGAAGCUUCUCCGACCACCAUGGCUCCGCUUCUUCUACGGAACCUAGCCACCUCUCUCUUCGUCUUUGCCGAUAAAUUCCUCAUCAAUUUGUCAAAGAAAUACAAACUUCUCGAGAUUAUUCACACCCUACUAAUCUCCUCCUUCCUCUUUUUCCUCCGUUUGCUUCCUUCGCUGUUUCCUUCGAUCCACCCGGUUUCCGAUGAUCGGUACCCUCUAAAACCCCCGAAAACUGGGAGUUAUGGUAGCGGCGGAAUCGCAGUCGGAAACGGUAGCGGAAGCGGCGAUUUAGGGAUUUCUCGUGCGCUAACGCAAUUGCUGUCGAUUAUUAGCCACGUUCCGGUCAGUUCUCGGAAAUACGAAGUGGUUCGAUCGUUGGCGGAGAAGUUGAUUGAUGAGAAUCACAGGGAAGGGAUUGAGGAACUUCGUGAGGUCAAUCGUGUGGUUCUUUCCGCCGCCUUCGGUCGGACUAUUGGUCAGAUUGAAGCCGGGAUGAUAGAGCGAGGGUUUUGUCAGGACGAUAACGACGGUGGUGGUGGUGGGGGGUCUGUGGGUGGACCGGUGGAGUUCGGGUUGGGUCAGGUUGUGAGAGCGGUUCGGUUGUUGGGAGAGUCGGCUUGUAGCCGCUUCGGGAGGGUGAAGGAGGGGGCGAACCAGACCGGAAGCUCGAUGGAGAAACUGGCGGCGGAGGUGCUGUGGUUGGCUCAAAAAAUGGCGAGUUGCGGUUGUCGGAAUGAGGUUUGUAGGCGGUGGGCUUCGGCGGCUCAGUUGGGAAGACUCUCCCUCUCGGCGGAGCCGCGGCUGCAGGCCUCAUUGGUUAAAGUCGCAGCAUUCUUGUUCAAGCAAUGCCGAGAAAUGGGAAAGGAUGAAGAUGGAGAAGAGAGUGAGAAGCAGCAGCAAAUGCAGACGAAGUUGAAGAUGCUGAUUUCAUGGCUUCCAUUGCUAUGUAGAGGCAGCAACGGGACCGAUGUGCCCAUCCUAAGCAUCGGUGAACGACGAGAGUUGGAAUUGGUGUUAGAGGAGAUGAUAGGGACAUUGCAACAAGACCAACAAGAACAAGUUUUGGCUCUGUGGCUCCACCAUUUCACUUACUCGUCGUCCUCCGACUGGCCGAACCUCCAUGCGUCGUAUGCUCGGUGGUACAGCGCCUCUCGUAAGCUCUUGAUCCACCAGGAUCAGUAAUCUAACCUUUAAAACAAAAACCUAUAACCUUUUGUUAGAAAUUCUGUUAGUAUUUGAUAGAAAUUUCAAAUGCCAUUUCAAAAUCAUAUUUUGUAUUUUUACUUAUUCCGAUAUAUUUUUUUUUCGACGCAUUCA
This is a messenger RNA of Benincasa hispida (wax gourd), 1470 nucleotides long. Its product is annotated as 1,8-cineole synthase. NCBI's taxonomy places the organism in Eukaryota, Viridiplantae, Streptophyta, Magnoliopsida, Cucurbitales, Cucurbitaceae. The record is from RefSeq and is a predicted model, not a curated record.